Messenger RNA from Pogonomyrmex barbatus (red harvester ant), 2308 nucleotides. RefSeq names its product arylalkylamine N-acetyltransferase 1. NCBI's taxonomy places the organism in Eukaryota, Metazoa, Arthropoda, Insecta, Hymenoptera, Formicidae. Gene Ontology annotation, molecular function: N-acetyltransferase activity. The record is from RefSeq and is a predicted model, not a curated record.
UUCGCAUUAUAAUUGACCAAUGGAAGAGUGCAACUUAUAGGAACAUUUCACAUAGCAAUGUAGCGCAAUCAAGGACUUGAAACAAUUGAAGCAAUACUGAAGUUAGCGAUUACCACUUCGGAUAGUUGAUAAGGGGAAGACCCCCUCGAGUGCAGCAUGAGAUUUAAAAUCCUGGGGAUACUCAAGCGAGAUCGAGGGAUUCCCGAUAAUGGCUAAUAAAUAAGAGCGAGAUUAUUCUAGUUGCGCUAAAAAUGUUACAGUGAGUGUGCAAUAAAGGUAUUCUUUAUCGAGAUAUCGCAUGUCUCGCAGAACGGUUUGUUAUUGGCGAAGAAGUGACAGUUCGUGACAAUCGGCGAUAGGAUCUUCACGUUCGGGAUUUUUCCCAGUCUCCUCCAAAUCGCGCAAAAGGAUGCCCUCUUAUCGGCCCUGGGGCUCGACGGAGGACGGUCGGAUAGAAUUCGAGUCCUUGACGAACGAGACUCUGGAGGGCGCCCUCAAUGUUAUACGGAAAAGUUUCUUCCUUUACGAGCCCAUAUCCGUAGCCGUGGACUUGAAGUCUGAACCGGGAGCACCCGAAGAACUCGAGGAGCUCUGUUUGUUCGCGGCUAAAGAUGGCGUUAGCGUGGUAGCCGUCGACAUCACCACUAACGAAGUUGUCGGUGUCGCUUUCAAUAAAAUUCAACUGUUCAAUGGCAGCUCCGAGAAGAACUACUUCGAACGUUUCAGCGAAAACUGCAAGUACAAAUCAUCGAAGGCUCUGGUGGACUUCAUGAUAAACAUAGAUGCACGAGUUAAUCUCUUUAAGCAUUAUAACGUCAAUUGUAUCCUUGAGCUCAUGUUCUUGGCGACUCUGCCCGAUCACGGCAAACGAAGAAUAGGCGAGUUGUUGACAAUUUCAUCGUUGGAGCUCGGUAAAGAAUUAAGACGCGGUAAAAAUGUGAAGACACCCGUGAUGAUACAUGGCAGCGACGAGGUGACAAACGCCGAUGCAAUACCUGCUUUGCUUUCCUGUAUCCCGACAUCCAAUUACUCCUAUCGAAUCAUGAGAAAACUGCACUUUGACCUGCUAUUGGAAGUCUCGUUCGAUGAGUUCGAAAUCAACGGGAAGAAGUACAGCGAGAAAAUAGACCCGGUCCACCAACAGUGUUACUUGAUGGCCAAGAGACUCACAAUAUAGAUGACAAUUGCACGAAUAGUUUCAUGCACAAGAAACAAAAUUUUUGCUCUGCAUUUUAUCGUAUUUAGAAAGAAUAUAUACUCUUUUAGCGCUAAUGGGAUAUAAUCUCUUAGAUAUAAAAUAAAAUAAUAUUUCUUACAAGUCAGUCAAAUUAGGUUGUGCAUUGCAGAAAGAAAAUUAUAGCGAUACGGACACAGUUCUCUUGUGUAAUAUAUUAAAGAUUUAUCUUGUAUUUAUUAUUCAUGAAACGCGUAAAACAAUGUUGGAAUGUAGUUUGCUCAUUUUUUAUUACUAACAAGUCAGUUUUCAGUCAGAUAUUAUUAUACACCAAAAGUUUCUAAUAUUAUCUAGUGUCUAUUUCUAUAGAGAAUAUUUUUUUCUUAUAAAUUCGUUUACGAUAAUGAUGUUUUUCUAGAGUAAAAAUUUUAUGAUAAGGAAAAUGUGAAUUGAAAAGAUCGAAAGAUAUUUUUAUAAAAAGACAAAUAAAGAUUAGAUAUGUCUAAUAAUCUUUUUGUAUCUUAAUAUUACAUUAUGUUUUAUUUUAUAAAUGAUAAACACGCGUUUUUAAUUUAAUAAAGAAUUUCAGAGAAUUAGAAGACAAUAUUUUUUGAUAUAUGUAAGAAACAAUUGUACUGACAAUGACUGAAAGAAAUGAUAUUAUGCAUAUUAUAUGUAAUUGAAAUAUAUCGCUUUUCGAUAUUUGCAUAUAAAUGCAUCACGGCGGAAAUAACAUGACAUGUUGACAUUAUUCGAAUAAUAAUAAUCAAAUAAUAAUAAUAAUGUAAUUAUCAAAUCUGUCAUCACAGAUAUAUAUAUAUAUAUAUAUAUAUAUAUACUGUAACAUCACAUGCAGUAAUGUAAUCAAAUGUGAAGAAUAAUAUGUUGGACUCGCGGAUAUUUCACUCACACGUGAUGGCAAUAAUGAUUGAAUAAAAUUGAUCAUUUCCUAUAAUAUUAUAUAAUGUAUUGUAUAAAGUUUUACUAUUUUACUAUUAUAUGUACUUAUCGAAAUCACAUAAUAUCAAGCUUAUGAAGUUGCGCAAUAUUAUUCAUUAAAGAUAAAAUACACUGUUGAUUGUUCAGAUAUUUGAUGAAUCUGUUAAAUAAAAAGUUAGAGGUUUCUCCCAAUAA